AUGCACAAACAGUGUUGAAAGGUUUAUACACAAGCAUGUUUUGUUGUGAUUCAUCAUGCGUCUCAAUAUAAACCUGUUCAGGUGUAUUCACUGUCAGUUUGCAAUAACAAUUUGCUGUGAGAGGUGUGUUUAACACUUUGGAACACAUCGUCGAACUGCCAGCUUAUCCGAACCAAAUGCAAACAUGAAGAUAACCUUUGCCUCGUUCCUCCUUGUCUUGCUCUCGAAAUACUCGCACCAGCAAUGCCUGUCCCAGGAAGACGAUAACAAGUCCAGAAACCCCCUCGGGAGGGAGAGGCUCUACACAGGGCAGCAGGAGUUCUCCCUGGCCCUUCUGCAGGCCAUCAACCAGUUGAUGCCCCACGAGAACCUCUUUUUCUCGCCCUAUUCCACCUACCAUGCCCUGCUGAUCGCCUAUUUCCUGGCAGGCGGGCAAACCGAGAGCUACCUCAAGAAAAUCCUCAGACUCGAGCCCUCGCAGAAUAAACCAGAUUUUUAUCAAGCGUAUAAACUGGAUAAGCUGCAAACACUCACGGCUAAUCGCAAGAGCUCGCACCAGUUUACGAACGCUAAUAAAAUUUAUGUAGCGGAUCAGAUUGAUGUAAGGUCGUGUAUCGAGUCAUUGUUCAAAGAUGAGUUGGAGAAAAUUUCGUUUAAAAAUGACCCACAAGCCGCCAGGAAUUUGAUUAAUACGUGGGUGGAGGAACAUACGGAGAAGAUGAUCAAGGAUUUGCUGCCACCUGGAAGUAUUGACCAAAGCAGCACGCUGGUGCUGGUCAAUGCGGCGUAUUUUAACGGCACGUGGGAAAAUAAGUUCAAUCCGAAUGAAACUAGGCCUGAGAUUUUUUAUGUGAGUCCUUCGAAGCAGAUCAUGGUCGAUAUGAUGCAUGUUGAGGGGACCUUCAACCACGACGUUUCCGAGAGCUUGGAAGCGCACAUUCUGGAGAUGCCGUACACCGGCAACAACAUCAGCAUGUACAUCCUUCUGCCCCCCUUCACCAAAGAAGACGCCAUCGACAACACGCUGAAAAAGCUCACUUUGGAGAAGUUCCAAAGCAUCGUCAACAGCGGCAGCUUGACCUCAAAGACCGUCCAAGUCUCCUUCCCCAAGUUCUCCCUCGAACACACCGUGGAGCUAGUCCCGAUCCUUGAAUCGUUGGGUGUGGGCAAUCUCUUCAAAAAAGACGCAGAUUUCUCAAAACUCUCCUCUAACCCCGAGGUCUCAGUCGGUCGAGGCAUCCACAAAGCAAGAAUCGUAAUAAACGAGCAGGGGGCUCACGCCGCCGCCGCCACCGCUUUAUUCACUUGGCGCAUGAUGGGCGACGACGACGACAACCCCAUCGAAUUCAAAUGCAACCGCCCUUUCGUCUUUCUUAUUUACAACAAAAACACGCACACUAUCCUCUUCACGGGAGUGUUCAAUAGACCCGAAUAGCACUUUACUAAUACCCUGUACUUCUGUAUAUAGUCGCAAUAAAGCUUUACGUAAUGUUUUGGGGGUUAUUCUAGGUGUUAGAGAAAAUGGGGGUUGGAGAUCUGUUCCAAAACGGGGCCGAUUUCACCACUUUCACGAAGAGCAAAGUCGAGCUCGGCAACGCCUUGCACAAGGCGAGGAUUGAGUGCAACGAGGAGGGCACCAAGGCUGCCGCCGCCACUGUGCUCUUCAGUUUCAGGUCGAGCAGACCGGCUGAACCGGCACAGUUCCACUGCAAUCAUCCUUUUAUUUAUGUUAUUUACGAUAAAGUCGCUAAAGCCGUUUUGUUCACCGGGGUCUUCCGGAGACCCGUCUAAGACUUUGUUUUGUUUUUGUGAUUGUUAUUAUUUAUUGUCUAAGCACUGUUCUUAUCUAAUAUUCAUUUCGGGCCGCAUUACGUGAAAUAAAGACUUUUUAACACUAA
Tribolium castaneum (red flour beetle) is the source of this 1898-nucleotide messenger RNA. RefSeq names its product serine protease inhibitor 88Ea. NCBI's taxonomy places the organism in Eukaryota, Metazoa, Arthropoda, Insecta, Coleoptera, Tenebrionidae. Gene Ontology annotation, molecular function: serine-type endopeptidase inhibitor activity. Bases 185 to 1435 code for a protein of 416 amino acids. The record is from RefSeq and is a predicted model, not a curated record. The transcript is spliced from 5 exons.